UAAUUCAUUUUUUCCCCAAUUAUACAUCCAAAAAAUCAACCGUUCUUUCUUUAGCAUCUCUUGCCUGCAACGCCUUUUCUUCAUCUCUUCACCCCCUAAAAUCUAAACCUCUAAUAUCAUCAGAUCCGUAUCGCGAAACCCUAACCCUAAUCGAUCUAUGUCCAUCCGAUUCAAGUUCCGGAGCUCGGUGGCCUUUGACUCCGUCGACCUCGACGGCCGCCGCUCGAUUUCCCUUGGUGAGCUCCGGGCUAAGAUUAUUGCCCAGAAAAAGCUACAGCUCUGCAAAGACUUCGAUCUCCUCAUCUCUGAUGCGGAGUCCGGCGCAGCUUUUGAGAAUGAGGGCAUUCAGAUAAAGGAGGGAUCUAGUGUUGUGAUUAAGAGAGUGCCAGCUGGGUUGUCUUCUCUCUGUGAUUUGAAUGUUGGAAAUGUCUCUAAAAAAGAUGCAAAAGAUGCCGGAUAUGUUGGAAAUGUCACCAAAAAAGAUCUAAAAGAUGCCGGCUAUGUAGAGAGAGUUGCAACAAUGCGUGCCGAGAAUGCUGAUAAAGAGAACUUUGACGACUUUGGUGUGGAUUUAUUUCCCAUUCUUCAGGGAUCUUUACCUGAGUCUGAUGCUGCCUUCGGUUAUAUGGAUAUCACUGCCAAUAAGAAAGACAAGAUUGCUACCGGAUUCUCCGAUACACCUGUUGCAAGAUUUCAAAAUGUUGAGAGAAGUGAUCUCAGUGAGGAAGGUAUCGGGGAUAAUUGUUGUAAAGAACCUGCUACUGUAGAAAUUCAAAAGCAAAUUAUGAAGGAGAAAGAACCCCAGAAGUUCGACGAAUUUGCUGGUAUGGCUUCGCCGAUGAUGUUUGAUAUGGAUUUGCCAACGGAAUUGAGGUGUUCCCUUUGUAAUGCAAUCUUUAAAGAUGCUGUUAUGAUCCCAUGCUGCCAGCAUAGUUUUUGUGAAAAGUGUAUCCGAAUGGCAUUACUUAGGGAUGGGAGGUGCCCAAAGUGUUCUUCCAUGAAAUGCACUGUUAAUACCUUGCUGCCAAACCUAUCCCUUCGGCAGGCGAUCGAGCAUUUCCUUGAGGCACAAGCAGUCAACAAUGCUUUAGAAAACAAAAUUCCUCGAGAUGUUCCAGAUGUAGAGUCAGGAAUUCAUGUGAGAGAAGUGUCUUGCGCUAUGUCUGUACGGAAAAAAGAAAAGGCAUACUCGCAUUCUCCUUCAGCAAACCCUUUGUCCCUUAAGAUGAAACAUAUGAAGGGGGAUGUAAGCAGCUCAGGCGCAGCUUCUAAUCAUAUGGCUGGCUUUCAUGGAGUUCAUAAUUCGUCAAAGCCGCUUCAGAAUUUUCCGCUAGAUGAAGUUAAUUUGGCUGGGCAGCGAACUAAUGGGCAUGGUGUCACAGUUAUAGAUGGAAGUGGUACAUUUAUGUCGUCAAAUAGGCACAGAAAGGGUGAUCGAAAUUGUUACAACUGUGGUUCCCCUGACCAUUUGAUUAGAGAUUGUCCAGCAGCUUCUAAUUCAUAUCCAUUUAACCAGACAGGAGAUCCUGCUUUUGGUGGAGGCAUGCCAAUGUAUGGCCAAGCUUAUUGGCAUGGGAAUACAUUCCCCCAAGGCAGACCUUAUGCAAAUGCGUAUAGUACCCAAGGGAUGAUGCCUUUUGAUCCAACAAUGGGCCCAAUUUCACCUUUCGGAAUUCCUCUGUAUAUGUCAUCAAUGUACACUGGCAUGGCAGGACCCUAUGGAUUCAUGAGAAUGGGCGGCGGGCAGGCGCCCAUGAUGUCUGGAGCUGAAAGACCGCUUACUCGUCAAGAAUUUCUGGAGCCUCAUGAUAGAAAACAGAAGGACAAGAGUUUGCAUGGUCAUCCAGGAAGAGAGCAAGACUCUGAUCGCAUGCCUGAAGAUUAUUAUUACAAGGGAUCUCAAAAAAGGAAGGAAGCUGCUGGGAGCUUCAUAGAUGAUGACAGCCCAAGGAUCUACAAGAAACAACAAGACAACCUACAUUAUGGGUCGUCUCAUCGACAAGCAGUUAUUCCAUCAGAUGACGAGCUUCCCUCUAUUGAACUUCGACAUGAAAGAGGUUCUCACCAAUCAAUUUCUGGGAGAGAUCGACGGGCUCGACACCCUGAGAAAUCAAAUUCUGACAGCUCCAACCGACACAGUAGAGAUCGCGGGCGACAUCAUCAUGGGAUCUCCCUUGAGAAGCAAAGUGAAAGAAGAGAGCAGCACAAAACUGACAAGGAUGUUGCUGGUCAUAAGAAGCACAGUCACAGGCAUCAUGAGCACUCAGUAUCUAGUGAACAGAGACGCCAUAAGGAGAAAGAGGCUAGUCACAAUUCCAGGCCCUCAAAACAAAUCCCAAGGUCUAAAGAUGAUCGCUCAGAUUAUGAAAGGUGGGAGAUCAUUGAAGGUGCGGAUGAUGAGUACAAAGGAGCAACCUAUCACAAACGCCAUAGAGCCCGGUAGAGCUUGAAAGUCUACUGUUUUGUGGAAAUAUACUGUUGGAGAUUUGUUAAAGACUGACGGAAAUUUGGCCUUAACCUUAUCUGAUUUCUUCCAUUCUAACAUUUCCAUGUAUUGGUUUUGAGGCAUGGAGGAAAUCAUAAGCAAUGUUUUACCGCUGCAAAACAUUGAUGUUUAUUGACAUCUUUGAGGGAUUUCUGAAGGUGGCUGAGGUAUGCUCUCGGUAACUAAAGUUUUUGAUAGUUAACUUGUAUUUAGUUGAGUUAACUUUGCAGGCCCAAUUGGUCGGUUGGAAGCCGAUAUGUUUUGGCCUUCUGACAAACUAAGCUUGAUGCAAGCUUGGUUCAGUUGAAUAAGACUGAAGUUA
Molecule: messenger RNA, 2807 nt
Organism: Asparagus officinalis (garden asparagus)
Lineage: Eukaryota; Viridiplantae; Streptophyta; Magnoliopsida; Asparagales; Asparagaceae
Product: E3 ubiquitin ligase PQT3-like
Exons: 16
Coding region: 158-2443 (761 amino acids)
Biological process (GO): mRNA processing; ubiquitin-dependent protein catabolic process; protein ubiquitination
Cellular component (GO): nucleus
Molecular function (GO): ubiquitin protein ligase activity; zinc ion binding; nucleic acid binding
Source: RefSeq, a predicted model, not a curated record